Staurois parvus is the source of this 409-nucleotide messenger RNA. NCBI's taxonomy places the organism in Eukaryota, Metazoa, Chordata, Amphibia, Anura, Ranidae. The record is from the annotation of a GenBank genome assembly.
UUAACCACUUCCCUUCUGGCCCAUGUACAUAAAUGGCCUGACGAGAGCGCUGCCAAAGUGGGUUGACGUUUCUAAAUGUCACCUGCAUUCAUUUGCCUGUGCGUGCUCCCUGGGAGUGCGCGGCACCGUGAUCGGACACAGAGGAACACCGAUCGCUGUACAGGACCUAUCACUGUACUACUUGUGGGGGGUGAUGAAGAUUUUUUUUCUUUUUUUUUUUACACUGAUUGCUUUUACACCCAUAUAGGAUGUAAAAGCAAUCAUUUCCUCGUUCUCCUCUGUCUGCAUUCUUGCACUCAUUGAGAAAUACAGAGUGAGCUGUGAUUGUCACAGCUUGUCACAUGGUACAAGGCUUUUGUGAAUAGCCUUGUACCAUGUGACCUAUGUGAUUAUUCACAGAUUUCACACA